Molecule: messenger RNA, 498 nt
Organism: Pleurotus ostreatus (oyster mushroom)
Lineage: Eukaryota; Fungi; Basidiomycota; Agaricomycetes; Agaricales; Pleurotaceae
Exons: 2
Coding region: 1-498 (165 amino acids)
Source: RefSeq, a predicted model, not a curated record
AUGACAGACCCCGCUCCAGCAACAAUGGCUUCUCACACAGCGUAUAUCAUCAUUUCCCCCGAUCCAAGGUACUGGGCUGCUUUGGAUCCCACUGUUGUUGUGUUGCCCUCGCCGCCUCAUUCUGUGGUGAACGCUGUCGGCACCAACUUCUACGUCAAGAUCGGCGACCAAGGGGCAGACGGUAAAGGCGCCGUAUCGGCUUACAAAAGGACCAACCCAUCAUUUUUCUGGAUCGACUUGGUAAUCAAGGACCAUACAGGGCAUAAGUUCGCUGCUGGUAAAACGCUCGAAAAUAUGAUACUCGGGAAGGUGGUCCAAGGGGAGGGGAUGUUCAAGCAUAUCGGCCAUAGCAACGAAUGGUUCUAUUGCUUCAACAACGCUACAAACUUGUUGAAUUUCAUCAACAACGUCUGCCUCCCGAAUGACGAUGGUUUCCUCACAUACGACGACGUCAAAGAUGCGUACAGUAGUAUAGAAGGAUACUUCCGCACUGCGUAG